AGAAAAGAAUGUUUCUAGUCAAAAAGAGCAAAGGUAAAAAAGAUUAAAAAAAGGUAGGAAAAGGAUGUUAAAGAUAGCAAGCAGAAGUCAUGGCCCAUGAAAGGCCCACUGGGCCACCUUUCUCCCUGGUCCACCUCAUCAUCUACGCAGCAUCGCAACAGGCGCCCGCAAACGCCCCGAAAACAAACGACGCCGAAGUUUCCGCCGUCCUCCUCCGCCGAGACCCAGCCACGGCCCGUGGAGGCCGCCGGUGACACGGCGCCGACAUCAACAGAGCAGAGGAGGAGCGGGGCGGUGUCCUACUGUCCUUUGUUGCCGGUGGCUGUGGUGUUGGUGAGGCGCGGCGAGAUGUCGGUGCGGAUAAAGGCGGUGGUCGACAAGUUCGUGAGGGAGCUCAAGGAGGCGCUGGACGCGGACAUCCAGGACCGCAUCAUGAAGGAGCGGGAGAUGCAGAGCUACAUCGCGGAGCGCGAGCGCGAGGUCGCCGAGAGGGAGGCCGCGUGGAAGGCUGAGCUCUCCCGUCGUGAGGCUGAAAUCGCGCGGCAAGAAGCAAGGCUGAAGAUCGAAAGGGAGAACCUGGAGAAAGAGAAGAGCGUCCUCAUGGGGACGGCCUCAAACCAGGACAGCCAAGACGGAGCCCUGGAGAUCACAGUCGGCGGCGAGAAGUACAGGUGCCUUCGGUUCACCAAGGCGAAGAAAUGAGAGCUUCGCUGAGCUGAGCUACCACGACACUACUGAACCAGUCACUGAUAGUACCAAGUCGGAGCCAAUUUGAAGCCGUAGCAUCUUACUCUAUUUACAAUCUGGAACUCUACGAGAAAUUCUGAAACCUGCCUGGACGAGUAAUGGGGAGGAAUCUCUCUCGUCCGGGGUGCCUGGUUGGCUGCACCCCUCCUGUUCCUAACUGGUAGUAGCUACUAGGGUCACUGAACCAACGCAAACCUGAACAUGACGCGGUCCGGUACCGCCAAUCAAGUGCCCCUGGGUCAGGCACUGUAGCAUGGAUCUCUCGCUUCAUCCUAAUCUGAAUGCCAACUUUUGAUCCAUCUUGAAGAUGAAA
Molecule: messenger RNA, 1060 nt
Organism: Panicum hallii
Lineage: Eukaryota; Viridiplantae; Streptophyta; Magnoliopsida; Poales; Poaceae
Exons: 2
Coding region: 97-702 (201 amino acids)
Source: RefSeq, a predicted model, not a curated record